AUGAAGUCAAGCAUCACCAAGCGCGUCGCCAUCGCCGGAGCCGCAUCCUUUGCCAAGUACUUCGCUGAAGAAUUCCCCAAGGCUGGACUUGAGGUCGUUAUCUUGACUGGCUCGCAAAGGACUUUUGUGACGGAAAACCCGGAGUAA
Messenger RNA from Phytophthora nicotianae INRA-310, 147 nucleotides. RefSeq lists its product as hypothetical. The transcript has 2 exons. The record is from RefSeq and is a predicted model, not a curated record. NCBI's taxonomy places the organism in Eukaryota, Oomycota, Peronosporomycetes, Peronosporales, Peronosporaceae. The coding region runs from base 1 to 147 and encodes 48 amino acids.